AUAAAACUCAAUGAAUUCAAUCGUUUGUUUGGCUAAACUAAACAAAUUGUCCAAAAGUGUUGGAUCGCUGUUCACUUGCUAUCAAAGACAUUAUAAAUACAAUAGUUUGUACGCCAAACAGUGCAGAGCCAUGUCGUCCGCUAACUUUCUCGUCAAUGACAGUAAAUAUGAUUUUCUCAAAAGACUCGGUAUUCAACACAAAAAUCUUGGGGUAUAUGACACGGAAUGGCGUGGAAAGGGACCGGUAAUUCAAUCGAUAUGUCCGGCAAAUAACAAAGUGAUCGCAGAGGUAGUGACGGGUGAUGUACAAGACUAUGAGACGGCUGUCAAAGCGGCGCAUUCGGCGUGGAGUGUGUGGACGGACAUACCGGCGCCACAAAGAGGCGAAAUUGUGCGACAAAUCGGUAACGCAUUGCGCGAACAUAAGACAGAUUUGGGACGACUCGUGGCACUAGAAAUGGGAAAGAUAUUGAGCGAAGGCGAGGGCGAAGUUCAGGAGUACAUCGAUAUAUGCGAUUACGCGGUCGGUCUCUCCCGUAUGAUCGAUGGGAAAGUGUUGCCAUCUGAACGGCCCGGACAUGUGCUGAUGGAGAACUGGAAUCCAUUGGGUUGUAUCGGUAUUAUCACUGCCUUUAACUUCCCGGUAGCGGUCUUCGGGUGGAACAACGCUUUGGCUUUGGUUUGUGGCGAUACUAUGCUCUGGAAGUCGGCGCCCACAACACCUCUCUGUAGUAUCGCUGUCACUAAAAUCGUGUCGACCAUAUUUGAGGCCAAUUCACUUCCCGGUGCCAUCUGUUCGCUCGUCUGCGGAGGCGCUGAUGUCGGCGAGAAGAUGGCCACCGAUACGAGACUGCCUUUAGUUUCAUUCACAGGCAGUACAGGUGUUGGUCAGAAAGUAGGUCUCGCAGUCCAGAACCGGUUCGGCAAAAGUAUACUCGAAUUGGGAGGAAAUAACGCUAUCAUUGUGUGCGAAGACGCGGACGUGGAUAUGGCUAUCAGAGCGGCCAUCUUUGCCUGCGCUGGAACUGCCGGUCAGAGGUGUACGACUACCAGAAGACUUAUUCUUCACGAAAAGAUCUACGACAAAGUGAUCGACGGUUUAAAGAAAGCUUUCGCACAAAUCAGAGUCGGAGAUCCGUUGGACGCGAACGUACUCUACGGACCGCUUCACACGAAGAGUUCGGUUCAGACAUAUCUGUCAGUUGUGUCGGAAGCGGUCAAAGAGGGCGGACGUGUUGAGUGCGGCGGCAAAGCUAUUGAACGAGAGGGCAAUUUCGUGGAGCCGACCAUUAUUACAGGUCUUCCACACGACUCACCACUCGUCCAAAGGGAGACAUUCGCGCCCAUUGUCUAUGCAUUGAAAUUCACGUCUUUGGAUGAGGCCAUCGGUUGGAACAAUGAAGUCAAACAGGGAUUGUCGAGCAGUCUCUUCACCACUAAUCUCAACAAUAUAUUCAAAUGGAUGGGACCGAAGGGCUCGGAUUGCGGUAUAGUUAACGUCAAUAUUCCCACAAAUGGGGCAGAAAUUGGCGGCGCUUUCGGCGGCGAAAAGCAUACGGGCGGCGGACGGGAGUCGGGAUCUGAUUCGUGGAAACAAUAUAUGCGUCGCUCGACGUGUACUAUCAAUUACGGCAAACAACUACCAUUGGCUCAGGGCAUCAAAUUCGAGUGAUGUCUUCAGCUGAUCCCAUGUACGACCACUCAAUGUGACGGCAAUCAAAAGGCCGACUCAUUACUCUUCAGUGAU
Messenger RNA from Medioppia subpectinata, 1747 nucleotides. Lineage: Eukaryota; Metazoa; Arthropoda; Arachnida; Sarcoptiformes; Oppiidae. The record is from the annotation of a GenBank genome assembly.